UGCAAAUGUGUCCUAUUGUGUUUUAGACAGCUCCUGAGAAUGCAGCAGGUGAGAUGACUAACAAGUUUAUGCAGCAUCUGAUUGACAAUGUAAAAGAAAUGUACCCAGAAAUACUGGAUUCUUGCCAUUUUGUACCACCUGUCUACUUUAACAAAACUCGAUACAAAACGUAUUCUGUGGCAGACAAAGUUGUUUACAUCCCUGUCAUUCCUGAUCUAAAAAAUAAACAGGACAUAAGUAUUGUAAGACAUGACAUGGCCAUGCAACAUGUCCUGCACUGUCUACAUCACAUGGCGGAUCAAGAACAAGAAAAAAUGUUUGUCCUGACACAGUUUACCUACAGCGACUACCUGAACAACCCCGGUACUGACUUUCAACAACAUCGUCUACCUGUGCCGUCAGGUGUCAUACACAAAGAUGAUGACGUGUCCUGUGUGGACUUUGUCAUCGUGCACAGAGAACACGGGGUGUUGGUGGGGGUGGUGAAGGCGGUCAGUGACAAGGUGGAGGACAGUGACGAUGGUCAGCAAGACGAGGGAGGAAGUGUUGUCACAGCAGUGACUGAGGCUGUACAGCAGCUACAGAAGGUAAAUCGUGUGAUAAGACAUGUCAUGUCAGACCAGCUACAGUGUCCUACAGUUCGUCACACACUGAUACUACCCAACCUGCCCCGAGCCUUACUGCGCGGUGCUGUCGCAAAACAUACUGACCUGGUUGAGAAACUACGCUGGUGUUUAGAUGCUACAGCCUCAGAAGACCCCACUAACCAGUGUCCGUGUGUUGAGGACUUGUCACCACCGUCUACACCUUGGAACGUCAGGUCUCAUGUGGUCAACACGUUACGUGACCGCUGGAAGUGGACGAGAGUAAGAGUUGAUGAUGUCGUCAUGACGGAUGAUCUGUAUUUCACUGUGAUAGCCAGGUUGUGUGGCCCGGCGACACAGUCUACUCUAGACAUACAAGACCAACCUUACCUGCUGCCCAAGACUCUGGCAGAAGCUGUUUCACUGACAGGAGACCUGUACGAGCGAUGUACACUACAUCCAGACAUGGUAGCGAUGCUUAACGAGAAACGACUGUUUCUGGUCGGUCCCCAUAGCGACGAGAAAAUGCAAAUGUUGACCCUGGCCGCCAAGAGGUGGCUGUCACGAGGUCGCAAGGUGUAUAUUCUCUCCGAUUCUACAGAUACCCGUGACUCUAUGAUGUCUUUGUUGUGGAACACGUUAAUAACAAGUGGCGACCCAGAUGAGGCUCGUGACCCUCCCCGAGGUCACCUUAGUGUGGUGCAGUGCGAUCUGAGCAACAAGAACGAAGUUGAAAAAGAGCUGGAAAAACUAAACUUGAAGGAGGGCAGCAGUCCUUGUGUCAUAGUCCAAGACACGGUUGUCAACGGAUCGUUCUGUGAGACAGUGAGAGGCCGAUAUCCUGAUGUUUAUUUCUGGGCCACAAGCAGCACAAACAAGAAUGUACCAGAAGGAUGGACAUUGAAGACCUUCAUUAAGGCCCUCACCUGUCCCCCUGCAGUGGUCAGAGCAGUCUCAAAUGUAGCUGUCACUCAAGUCUCACCUGGUGAUGAUGGCAAACCUACCUGUCUACCUCCAACAGACGGACCACCAGUUAUAUAUUUUAAUCACGUUAAGGUUGGGUCAUGGGCAGUUCAUUAUUGUAAGGAUUGUUCAAAGGAAGUGGCUGACUUUCUUAUCAAACAUCUUUUUACAGGAAAUGUUACCGUCUCACCUGCACAUGACGUCAGCGCUACAAACACACAGACAACACCUGGGCACACGUCAACCACCUUGAACAGAGCGUCGAUCCUUCAGAAGAAAGAUGUUUUGGUUUUGUUUGAAAGUGAUAGAGACAGAAUGAAUCAGUUUUUGAUAGGACUGACAGAGUGUGGUAUUGCAGUGAGCACUUUAAAGAAUGUGAACGGCAAGUAUACAUUUACAGGACAACAUGAUUCUGUCCGCGCCAUGCACGUGGACCGACUACGAUGGUGCCCGGUAAGAAAGAAAGUCGUGGUGUACGUGGAAAAGCACCGAAGUCCUGGAGAUGUCUACAAAAAACGGCUGGUAAUCAGGACCUGUACAUCUCAGAUGAUUGUCAUUCGAGGGAAUCCCUGACUGUCUUGUAAUUUAUCUGAGUGUGUAUGUGUGUGUGUUUACCGUUAAUGUCAACCAGUGAGGACCAUCGUGUUUUACGCACUUAAAACAAUAAUAAUAAAUGUGUGAUGUGCAUAUCGCAUACCAAUGCUCACAAGAAUCCACACUCUAAGCGCUUGAGGAAAGAAUGAGACUUGGUCACCUUACGAAGGUAUGGAUGGAUGAAGAAAGGUACUAACGACCCAUUCAGAAAACGCAAAGAAGGUUUAUUUAAGAAGAACUAAGUGUCGAUGAUGAGGAAGACAAGUAAAGAAAAAGCAACAAACAUGAGAAAUGUAUUUUAUAGUGUGGACUGUUAGGAAUAAUACUUUACUAGGAAGUCAGUUUUCGAUGAACACUUACGAGAUUCAGCGGUGGAUAGUAGUCGGAUAAAGAAGGAUGUAGAAUGUUCUAUUGUGUUGCUGCACACUAACUAAAACCUGUGAUCGUAUGUUUCUCUUUUGGUGACAUAAAGAGUAAUUUCACGUCUAUUGGAUGCGAGUCUUGCUUAGCAGGCUAGAUGCUACGAUAAAAAUAUACAUUUCAUUAGACCUUU
Molecule: messenger RNA, 2694 nt
Organism: Pomacea canaliculata
Lineage: Eukaryota; Metazoa; Mollusca; Gastropoda; Architaenioglossa; Ampullariidae
Exons: 5
Coding region: 54-2120 (688 amino acids)
Source: RefSeq, a predicted model, not a curated record